CCUAACUCCAUGGCCUCCAACCUUCUCCGCCGCCAGUCAUCCCAAACACCGGCCGCCGCGGCCGCCGCCCGUCCGCUGCCCAUCCGCGCCUCCGACAGGUUCAGGACACGGCAGACCCCGGCACACGCGCACUACUUCAACAACGACGUGGAGGACUACACCAUCCCUGCCCACGCCGGCAUCGCUCUCACCAUGAGGUACACUUCAAAGGCAACAAUCGUGGAAGACUGUAUCGACAGAUUCUACGAGUUAUUGGACAAGGCGCCGCACCGGAUCGUCGGGCUCGACGUCGAGUUCACCAGGGCAAGGCCGGGCAGACAGAAGGAUCUCCCGGCGCACAAGAGGCGGAAGGCCGCCGUCAUCCAGCUAUGCGUAGGCACCUACUGCCUGGUGUACCAGAUAUGCCAUGCCGACAGGUUAUCCCCAAAGUUCCGUGAUUUCCUCCAGGAUGAAAGUGUUGAGUUUGCCGGCGUGGGCAUCACACAGGACACGGAGGUACUUGCCCGUUGUCAGCUGCGGGUCGGGAAGUACAUUGAUAUCCAGAAAAUCUACAAAGUGCGGGGCAACGGCAAGCCGAAUGAUUCUUUGUGUGACCUCGCAGCAGAUGUGGUAGACCCAUGGUACAAGGACAUGAAGGAUGGCGUGGAUCGUGCAUUUCACAAUCAUUGGGAGAAAGCCACUAUCUGA
Messenger RNA from Brachypodium distachyon (stiff brome), 687 nucleotides. RefSeq lists its product as uncharacterized. Gene Ontology annotation, molecular function: nucleic acid binding; 3'-5' exonuclease activity. Gene Ontology annotation, biological process: nucleobase-containing compound metabolic process. Gene Ontology annotation, cellular component: nucleus; cytoplasm. The coding region runs from base 10 to 687 and encodes 225 amino acids. The transcript is spliced from 2 exons. The record is from RefSeq and is a predicted model, not a curated record. Lineage: Eukaryota; Viridiplantae; Streptophyta; Magnoliopsida; Poales; Poaceae.